CGCUUUGUCCGCCUGAGGCAAUGCGAUGGGCUGCCCAUCCUUGCAACAUGUGUAAAUUCGGGUCGGACAACCCGCGCAAAAAUUAAAAAAACCAACACAGUUCCCGGCACCACGCCAGACCUCUAGGACGACCGCGAUUCGUAUUCCUGCGCGCCCACCACCAGCGCCCGAAUUGCAUGCCAAAAAACAACAGCAGUUGGUGCGGAGACGCCAAAUUUAGGGCGCCCUGCGGGCUGAAGGCUGGUGCGGCGCACACCACACGACUCCACAUAAGCCGCAAAAGCUGCCCGCACGCCCAAAAAUGAGCGCCGCCGCCUCGCUCAGCCACCAGCAGUGGGAGCAGCAACUGAGCGGCAUCAUCGAGCGCACGAACGCCAACCUCAACGCUUUAUCGACGCGCUACAGCCCCGCGCGCCCCGCGGAAUCCGUGCGACGGUCGGCGGAGCGCCAGUCCUGGGACGCCUUUGAAGAGAGGGAUAAAAGACCAGUGCCGAGCGAGUCCGUCGAAACUUUUAUCGAUGACGACGCCAUCGAGCGAAGUGUCGCUCGGGCGUUAGCAAGGUGGAACGUGGGAAAUGUGCAAGGGGGAGACAAUGCGCUGCAGCGGCUCGAAGACGAAGUCGCCACUCUACGCGCGUCGGAGACGGCGGCCGCGACGGCGCGGCGCUCGAGGGAAGCUACCGUAGAUGCUCUUGCGAGAGAAGUGCAUGCCAGAAGAGGCCACGCGUCGAAGAUGCUGGCCUGGCAGGCCGACGCGGAGCAGUGGCGGUCCAGGGUGGAUGCUGCUUUGGAGAAGGCCGCGGCGACGCAGGCCGGCCUCGAGGCGUCGCAGCGGCGCAUCACCGAGAGCAACAAGCGCAGCGCGACGCAGGCCGAGGUCAAGGGCGUCUUAGAUGCAGCGAGAAGGCAGGCGCAAGCUGCCGCGCAGGGCGCCGUCGCGGCGGGCCAGUCGGCCAUGGAGCACGAGCUCGAGGACUUGAGGCGGCAGGUCGCCGCGUUGCGGUUGCGAAGCGGCGAGUCGUUGGGCGGCGACGACAUGGCCGCGGCGCGCGCGGCGCCGGCGGCCGUGGAAAGCGCCGUCCAGGCCGCGGUGCAGCAGGCCUUCGCGGCCGCGGAAUCAAAACUCGAGGACAAACUUUCGAAAUCGUUGGGCAGCUCUUUACGAGCGGAGGCGUCCGAGGCGCUCAUGGACGCGCGGCGCCAGCUCGAGAACACGUUGGACAGCCGCGCGGCGGCGUUGGGGGGAGGUUCCUCCGGAUCUUAUGGAGACGACGACCGCGCGGCCAAGGCCGUCGAUAAAGCUGUGGCCAAGUUGGUGGGGGACGUCGACAGCGCGCGAAAUGAAGUAGACGAGCUGAAACGCGCGCGGGAGGCCGAUCUGCGCGACGCGCGGCUCGCCCAGAAAAAGCUCGAGCAGCAAUUGGAGACGGUGCGCGCCGAGUGCGCCGACAAGAUCGGGCAAGUGGUCGAAGCUACAAGAACGGCGCGGGCCGCGUUAGACGACGCGCGGGCGGCGACGCACAAGUCCCUGGAUUCGUUGAGGACGGAGCUCUACGGCGCGCUCGACCAGCGGUCCGACGACUGGCGCGACGACCGCGCCGAUUUAGUACGAGGUUUAGCGAGAUGUGAUCGCGCGAUCGGCGCCAUCGAGGGCAAGCUCGACGUGGCGAAGACGACGGCGCGGGCCUUCGCCGAGGAGGCGCCGGCCGUCAAGCGCGCGGGCGAGCUCGCCGGCAAGGUCGAGAGCGUCGACGCGCGCGUCGACGCUUUGGACGCGAAGGUCGGCCGGUUCCGGGACGCGGAGCGGCGGAGCGCGACGGACCGCGCGCGGCUGGACGCCCUGGAGACGUGGCAGCGCGGCGACGCGUCGGAGGCCUUCGAGCACCUGGCCGCGCUGGACGCGGCCGCCGAACUUCAAAGAGAUGUGGUCCAGCGCGUCGGGCGCCUCGAGGAGGCCUCGACGUCGUACCGGGCGGCGCUGGGCGAGCUGGCCCCGCAGCGCCUGGCGACGUGCGAGGAGAAGCUCCAGGCGCUCAAGCAGGCCCUGGACGACAACGAGCGCGCGGCGCGCGACCGCGGCCGCGAGCUCGAGUCGGCGCUGGGCGACGCGAGAGACGCGCUCGAGACGAACCUGGCGUCGUUCGGCCGUCGCGUCGACGAGGGCGCCGCGCGGGCCUCCCAGGCCGCGGACGCCGCCGAGGCCGCGCGCGAGAUCGCCGACGCCAUCCCGAAGCGCGUCGACGCCGUGCGCGAUCGCGUGGCGGCCCUCGAGGAGUCGGCGACGGAGCCGCCGUCGACGCCGGGCCGCGAGUCGCUCCGGCGCUACGCGGAGUCGCCGACGCGGGGCACGAACGUCGACGACGACGCGCGGCAGCGAUGCGCCGACUUGGAACGAAAGGUAGCGGCCCUGGAAAGAGCGGCGCGCGAAGCGGCGGCCGGCGCGCGCGGUGCGGACCACAAGGCCUCCAAGGCUCACGACGACUACAGUGCGCUCGCGCUGCGCGUGGAUGACGUCUCGGCUACCGUGCGGCGCCUCUCCGGCUCCGGCGCGUCGCCGCCGGCGUCGUUGCGACCGCGGCGGUCGGCUCCUUCCGACGCGACGGCCGAGUCGGCGCCGAAGCCUUCCGUGCGCACGGUCCUCUCGCCGAAGCCGGCCGAGUCCUCGUCGUCCUCCGAGGAGGGUAGCUCCGAGGCGUCGUCCGACGAGGAGGAAGAACCUCCGAAGCCGCCCCCUAAGGCGUCAAAGCCCAAGGAGACCGACGAGGAGAUGGCGCGGCGCCUCCAGGCGGAGUGGUCGGCGCCGGCGCCGGCGCCCUCGACCUCGAGCGCCUUCUCGGACCCCUUCGGUACGGCCUCGGUGCCGUCCGUCGCGUCGAGUACGUCGGGCCCGGGCCUCGUAAGGCCAGCACAGCCGCCGGCGGCGCGGAGCCGCUUUGCAGCCAAGGGCGACGGGACCCGGAGGAGCUCGUCGACGGAGCCCAAGGCCUCGCCGGCCCAGGCCAAGCCGCAGCGACGGAGCGGCUCCGUGCCGCCGGCGCCGGCGACGCCCGACCCCUUCGGCGCGCCGCCCGCGCCGCCGUCGGUGUCCUCCGUUGCGUCGUCCUUCGACGGCGCGCCCAAGGCUCCAAGCGUGGCUUCGUCAUUUUCCAGGGGCGCGGACCCCUUCGCGGCACCGGCCGCCCCCUCGAUCUCGUCGAAGGGCUCGGGAUUCUCCGACCCGUUCGGCCAGCCGCCGUCGGCUCCGAGCGUGAGCUCGGACCCCUUUGCUGUCCAAGGCGACGCCUUCGCGCCGGCGGCGGCGCCGUCGGCGUCGAGCUCCUCGUUGCAGGACCCAGCGGUCGCCUUCAGGACGCCGGGGCCGUCGCCCUUCGAGCAGGCCAUCGCUAACCGGCGCGCCAAGACCGAGGCCCAAAAAGCUGCCUCCUCUUCGUCCUACGAGACCGAUUCGGAGUCGGACGAGGAGUCGUCGGCGUCCGAGGAGUCGCCCGUCAAGGCGCCGCGCCCUUCGGACAACUCGGAGCUCAUGAACCGGUUCCGCAGCCGCCUGCAGGCGUCCGGCUCGCGCUCGCCGCCGAAGCGCUACGCGAGCGACUCGGACUAGGCCCCUGACCCCCGGCUAACCACCAGUAC
This is a messenger RNA of Pelagomonas calceolata, 3630 nucleotides long. Lineage: Eukaryota; Pelagophyceae; Pelagomonadales; Pelagomonadaceae. The record is from the annotation of a GenBank genome assembly.